Molecule: messenger RNA, 1500 nt
Organism: Rotaria sordida
Lineage: Eukaryota; Metazoa; Rotifera; Eurotatoria; Philodinida; Philodinidae
Source: the annotation of a GenBank genome assembly
AUGAUGGAAGUUCAUACAAAAUUAAAAAUUCUCAAUUGCCGUCGUGAAAAAAUAUGUACUUAUAAGACACCGAAACUUACCGGAAUAACAAAAAGAAAAGAUAUUGAAAAUUUCAUCGUAAAAAAAUGUAAAAAUUUUAAGCCUCCAUUUGAUAUUCAAAUUUUUGAUGAAGACAAUGAUUUUGUCACAUUGGAUGAUGAUUAUUUGGAAGACUACAAUCCUUUUAAAGCUAAAACAAUUGACACAACUACUGUUCAACCAACCAAUUCUUCAAUACUAACAGUUAUUGUGCAAAUUAUUGUGUUAAAUUAUGCUUCUAAUUUUAUUAAUGAUGAAGAAUUCAUGAAAACUGAAGAAGGCAUUCAGAAAAAUGAAAAUAUCCAACAAAUUGAUCAAUCUGUGUCAGUUACAAAAUCACAAAUAUAUCCUAUUAUUCGCUUAUCUAACGAUUCAAAAAUGGGUUUUAUUCCUAAUCAUAAUGUCAAUAGUGAACAAAGAGAUCAGUAUCCUUGUGAUCGAAUAACUGUGAGUACAGGAGAUAUCGUCGGUACACUUAGUAUGAUUCAAGCUCCAAAAGAUUCAACAAAGAUACAUAAAAGUGUAUUGCCUCGAUUUCGAAUUUGGCAUGAUGACAUUAAAAACAGAAGUGCUCACGUCUGGACUUUGCUUGUUUUUAUUAUACUGGACGUAUAUCAAUCGGGUAAACGAUCACUCUUCUAUCAUUCACAACGAGCUUUUGUCGAAAAAGAUAAUGUAAAACAAUCGUUGAAUCCAUACAAAAUACCUAUUAUAAAUGACGAUUGGAUGAGCAACAUGGGAGUGGAGCUCAAAUUAAUAACUGUUGUAAUUGAAGGAGCAAAAAAACAUCCUGAUACAUCCUUAAAUAUUUUAUGUCAAUUCGAAGAUACCAAUGAAAACAAAUUAUUAGACACAUCACACAAUUAUAGUAAAUCUCGUCUUGCUCUUAUUCUUCAAAAAGAUGAUGUUAUUCAAUGGGAUACUCUAGUUCUAUCCAAUGAAAUGAUUUUCAAAAAGAGAAUUACUACAUCUGGCACAGCUAAUAUUCUGGAUAUUUCGACAAAUGCAAUAUCAACUCCAUUGAAACGAAAUUCAUCAAAGAAGCGUCAAAAUACUUCAAAUCAACGAUCCAAACGUACAAAAAAAAUAAGAAAAGAAGAAGAUUCUUCAUCGAUUUCGAAUCCGUCUACAAACAAUAAUGAUUCUUCUAUUUAUCUCCAUCAGGAUCUUCCGGUAUAUUAUAACAAUAGUCAAGUUAUAGGUAUUACAUCUCAAACAAUGUUAAACAUUUCAUCAUCUGAUUCAGAACUUCUGUCAGAUUUACCUCAAACAAACUACUUAUCUGGAAAUUCAAUUAGUAUAAAUAAUAAUUAUCCAGAUAUUUUCAAUAAUUUUGAUUAUACAAAUGCGGACGACAACAUGCUCAAUGUUCCUUUGCUCUGUGAUACUGCUUAUUCGGAUAUUGAUUUAUUGAAUUUAUAA